AUGAAGACCCCCCUAUGGGCCCUGUUGCUGCUGUGUCUCUGUGUUCCAGGACACUGUAGUGACUGCCAGGAGGACUGCCUGGCCUGUAGCCACAUCCUACCCCAGGAGAUCAACUUUAACACACUGGUGUGUCUGGUGGAGUGUGACAGUAACGUCUCCCCUGCCUUCAUUUGGGACCUGUGUCGCAAGGUCUUGGCACCGCCACAGUUACCAUUCCUGUCCAUAGGGGGCGCUGCCAUGCUGAAACGGGCCCAGGAGGAGGUGGAGGCCAUGCUGCCAGAAGAAGAAGAGGAACAGGGGGACGAGGGGCUGAUGUACCCAGCAGCCCUGCAGAGGUUUGACCACGUGGCCCGUGCUCUGGGGACAGAGGAGCUGGGCAGUGAGAGCCAGCUAACCCUCGCCGAUGCUGCCUACAACUCCCAGCUGCCCCGGGAAAUGGAGGAAAUGGACGAGGAAGAGGGGGAUAGCGUGACAGAGAAAGAGCAGGACGGAGCGGCGGGUAUAAGUCUGUCAAAGCGCUUUGGGGGGUUCCUGAAGGGAAGGCACGGCUACAGGAAAUUGAUGGGCCCUGGAAGGCCCUUGCAGAAGCGCUACGGCGGGUUCAUAGGCGUCCGGAAAUCUGCACGCAAGUGGAACAACCAGAAACGCUUCAGUGAGUUCCUGAAGCAGUACCUGGGCAUGAGCAACCGAGCCAGCAAGUCCUACAACAGCUACUCCACUGACAUCACCCAACAGAACGAGGUGUAG
Messenger RNA from Salvelinus namaycush (lake trout), 747 nucleotides. RefSeq names its product prepronociceptin-like. Gene Ontology annotation, molecular function: opioid receptor binding. Gene Ontology annotation, biological process: sensory perception; chemical synaptic transmission; neuropeptide signaling pathway. The transcript is spliced from 2 exons. Gene Ontology annotation, cellular component: axon terminus; neuronal cell body; plasma membrane. Bases 1 to 747 code for a protein of 248 amino acids. The record is from RefSeq and is a predicted model, not a curated record. Lineage: Eukaryota; Metazoa; Chordata; Actinopteri; Salmoniformes; Salmonidae.